AUGAAAGAUGUCACAAGUAUGGAAAUAGGCUACUUAUUUAUGAUAGAGGUCAAAAGUAUGGAUAUAGGCUAUAUACCAAUGAAAGAGGUUGAAAGCAUGGAAAUAGGCUGCUUACUGAUGAUAGAGGUCAAAAGUAUGGAAAUAGGCUACUUAAUGAUGAUAGAGGUCAAAAGUAUGGAAAUAGGCUUCUUAAUGAUGAAAGAUGUCACAAGUAUGGAAAUAGGCUACUUAUUUAUGAUAGAGGUCAAAAGUAUGGAUAUAGGCUAUAUACCAAUGAAAGAGGUUGAAAGCAUGGAAAUAGGCUGCUUACUGAUGAUAGAGGUCAAAAGUAUGGAAAUAGGCUACUUAAUGAUGAUAGAGGUCAAAAGUAUGGAAAUAGGCUUCUUAAUGAUUAAAGAGGUCAAAAGUAUGGAAAUAGGCUACUUAAUGAGGAUAGAGGUCAAAAGCAUGGUGGCCAUAGCUUACCUAGCUGAUGGAGCCCCAGCGUCAGGCUCUGAAAGAAUCCAAACUAAGGCGGAUACAUCUGCAACUGUGAUAAUAGACAAAGGAAGGGAGGACAGUAAAAUAUCUGACUUCUAUGAAACGGUAGGUCAACGCUACGACAAUCUGGUGUCGUAUACCGAGUUACAAGCUCUGCUGAAUGAGUAUCUAGAUAAUGUGUUAAACGAGAAUCGAGUGCUAGAACCAACAGAAAAUCCUGACAACGUGUCUAAAUUAGAUGGUGGAGUAAAUACUGGCAUCGAAAAGAAACCCGCUGGUGAAUCUGUAGGAAUGAAAGGCAAUGAUGGACAUGUAUACAGCAAUACACCAUUACCUGAUAGGGACACAGCAACUAUCUCAACUAAUGUCGGAGGUGCUGAUUUACAAGAAAACAAAAAUGACACAGAUGUGAUGUCUACAUCACCAAGAACUACAGUAGAAACAAAACAUGUAAAACAACCAUGGCAGAUUAUCGAGAACGACACAAGUACAGGUAUACACCAAUCAGAGGUUGAAUACCAGAACGAUACGAGUACUUCACAGCCCACUGAAGUUAGGAGCCAUGAAAGUUUGAUCGGCAGUCAUGGAGCUGUCAAAGAAAAACACGAGGCAGGGGAGAACAAACAAAUGUCGGCGACAAACAGCACCAUAGUUCAUACAGAUCAGAAAUUGUCAACAACCAAGGGUGGUCUUAGAGGACUGGUCAAUCUCUCAGACCAUACCGUCCCCGCAUCAAUAAUCACUACAAACCCGCCCCCCAACACAACCAAUUCCAAAAUCAAAACCAUGUCCAUAACUACACCUACGCCCAGCAACAUAACCACUUACAUAACUACACCUACGUCCAGCAACAUAACCACUUACAUCACUACAGUUAUAUCCUCCAACACAACUACACCCACAGCUAUACAUUUGUCCUCCUCACUCAACACAACCGCUCCAAUCACUACAACUAUGUCCAUCAACCCAAUCAUUCCGAUAAUUACAACUAGGUCUUUCAACACAACCACUCCCAUUACUACAGUUACGCCAACAACCAAUACAAUCACUCCCAUCACUACAGUCACCUCCACCAAUACAACCUCUUCCAUCACUGCAGUAACACCCAUUAAAACAACUACUCCCAUCACUAAAAUCCUGUUCACCAACACAACUACGCUCAUCACUGCAAGCACGCCCACCAUCACAAAAACUCACAUCACUACAGUCACGCCCACCAACACAACCAACACAGCAAAUCCUUUUCCUACUAUAACACUUACAAACACAACCUCUUCCGAAACUACAAUCAUAACUACAACGCCAACUAACAUGAUCACUACCAAAACUACAGCCACGCUCGACAAAACAAAAAGUACAACAAAUGCAACAAAGUACCCAAAAGCAACCGCUUCCAAUACAGCCAUGUUCACAACAACACUUACUUCUUUAACUCCCGCUGUCACAACUACAUUCACAUCUACAUCCUCCUCCGCUGUCACAACAAAACCCACCUCAACAUUAUCUCCAACAGUUAUGUUUAAAUCCACUUCUUCGUCCUCUCCAGCUGAUACAACACCUACUUCGUCAUCCUCUCCAGCUGUUACAUCUAUAACAACCUCUACAUCUGCCCCCGAUGUCACACCUACACGCAAUUCUGCAUCAUCCCCCGAUGUCACACCUACAUCCACUUCUACAUCGUCUCCCGCUGCUACGAUAACACCUAAUUAUAUAUCUUCUCGUAUUGUCACAGCUAUACCUACCUCAACAUCCUCCCCCGCCAUCACAAAUGCAUCUACUUCUGCAUCCUCUCCCGCUGUCACAACAACACCCACUUCUAUAUCAUCUCCCCCUGUCACAAUAACACCUAAGUAUACGUCCUCUCCCGUUUUCACAACAAUGCCCACCUCAACAUCCUAUCCUACUGUAACAACAACACCGACAUCUUCAUCCUCUCCCGCUGUCACAAUUAAACCCACCUCUUCAUUCUCACCCACUGUCACAACUGUACCCACUUCCCCAUUCUCACCCGCUGUCACAACUGCACCCACAUCAACGUCCUCUCCCGUUGUCACAAUAAUACCCACUUCAACAUCCUUUCCCGCUCUUAAAACUGCACCAACCUCUAUAACCUCUCCCGCUAUCACAACUACACCCUCCUCUACAUCCUCCCCAGAUGUAACAACUACACCCAUUUCUUCAUUCUCACCCAAUGUUACAGCUCCACCAGCUUCUACAUCUUCUCAAGCCGUCACAACUACACCCAACUCUUCAUUCUCACCCGCUGUCACAACUACAUCCCCUUCUACAUCCUCUUCCGCUGUAACAACCACAACGAAUUAUAUAUCUUCUCCUGUUGUCACAGCAAUACCAACUUCUACAUCCUCUCCUGAUAUCAAAACUACACAAACAUCUUCAUCCUCUGCCGUUGUAACAAUGAUACCCACUUCAACAUCCUCUCCCACUAUUAAAACUGCAUCCUCCUUUACAACCUCUCCUGAUGUAACAGCUACAUCCCCUUCUAUAUCCUCCCCUGAUGUAACAACUACACCCAUUUCUACAUUCUCUCCAAAUGUUACAGCUCCACCAACUUCUUCAUCCUCUCCCGCUGUCACAACAACACCCACCUCUUCAUCCUCUUCCGCUGUCACAACUGCACCCACCUCUUCAUUCUCAGCCGCUAUCACAACUACACACCCUUCUACAUCCUCUCCCACUAUAACAACUACAACGAAUUAUACAUCUCCUCUUUCUGUCACAACUACACCCACAUCUUCAUCUUCUCCUGUUGUAAUAACAACUGAACUCAUUUCUACAUCGUCUCCCACUGUCACAGCUACAUCCACUUCUGUAUCCUCUCCAACUGUUGAAACUGCAUCCAUCCCUACAAUUUCUCCGACUGUAACUACUACACCCAUCGCUAUAUCCUUUCGAACUGUUAAUACUACAUCCACCUCUACAUCCUCUCACACUCUCACAACUGCACCCACUUCAUCAUUUCAAGGUGUAAUAACCACACCUCCUACAUCCUCUCCCUCUGCCACAACAACACCGACUUCUUCGUCCUAUCCAAUUGUCACAGCCACAUCCAUCUCUGCAUCCUCCCCCUCUGUUACAACUUCACCUGAAUACACAUAUUCUCUCGCUGUAACAACUACACCAACCUCUUCAUCAUCUCCCGCUGUCACAACAACACCCAUUUCUUCAUCCUCUCCAACUGUUACAACUGUACCCACUUCUUCAUUAUUUCUCAUAACUACACCUUCUACAUCCUCUCCCCCUGUCACAGCAACAUCCACCACUACAUCCUCUCCUGAUGUCACAAAUUCACACACUUCUACAUCUUCUCAUGCUGUCACAACGACACCUAAUUCUACAUCCUUUCAGGAUACUAAUUCUACAGCCAGUGCUAUAACCUCUCACAUAAUCUCUUCCGCUUUCCUAGAGUUAAACUCCUCUGUAAUUCCUUCCGUUUCUGUAAACCCCUCCACUCCUACUACAGCUAUGCCUACUAAUAAAUCCUUCUCUGCUUCCACAUAUUCACCCAUUCGUUCAAACUUAUCCUCUAAAAUACCAUCAAUUUCAGAAACAAGUCCAACGUUCAAAAUAUCCAAUUCUGUAACCCUAACCAGUUUACCUGUUGCCGCCUCUAAAACUUCAAAACAUUCUACAGUAACAUCCUCUUCCAUAACCCUACCAAAAACCACAAUAACAACUACAACAACACCGACAAAUACACGCAUCCCAAAAACUACAAACAAACCCAAAACUCUAAUCAUACCCACAACUAAAUUUACACCCAGAACUCCAACCACAACUACAAACACACCCACAACUACAAACACAUUCACAACUACAACCACACACGCGGCUUCAACCAGAACAAAGAACAUUAUUAUGACUUCUAAGACCACCAAGCCUGAAACUGCCAUUAUCUACACUACUACGACUUUGCCAACUACCAAGCCUAAAACUACAACCACGCCUAGUACAACAAUUUCGUCAACUGUCAUUCCUAAAGGCAGGCGCACAUCCUCCAUGCCCUCCUCACCAGUUGGACAGCCAUCCUCGCCAUCACAACCAUUAAUCAUGCAAUUAAGAACCGCCACUUACACAGCUGCAUCCCCUUCCAGAUCUGUGAGACCACCACAAAGAACUGCAACACAUACAGAUGCAUCACUCUUCAAAUCAAUGAUAUCACCAAUUAGAACUUCAACACAUAUGACUGCGUCACCCUCCAAAUCUACGAGACCGACACAAAGAACUACCACAUAUACAACUGCUUCACUUUCCAAAUCCAUGAGACCGCCACAAAAAUACGCCACACAUACAGCUGCAUCACCCUCCAAAUUCAUGAGACCGCUAAGAAAGUCAUCACACAUAGCUUUCGUGUCGUUGAAAGCAAUAAAGCCACCGCAAAAAACUGCCUCACAUACUGCUGCAUUACCCUCCAAAACCAUGAGACUACCACUAAAAACCGAAAAAUACAAAGCUCCCUUGGCCUCGAAAGCAAAAGGGCUGCCACAUAGAACUGUCACAAAUACAGCUGCGUCACCGUCCCAAGCAAUACGAUCACCAUUAGGAAUCACAACAUACACGGUAGUGAGGCCGCAAUUAAGAACCGGCAGUGGUCAGUCAUUAAGAGCUAUCAUGCACACAGCUACAGCGCACUAUAAAGCAAACGAAUCGUCAUUAAAAAAUGUUCACCCAACUGCAGCGUCCUUUUCAGCAAAAGAACCUUCAUUAAGAACAUUUAUACACACAGUUGCAGCACCCUCUACAGGAAACGAACCAUCAUUAACAUCAUUCAAACACACAGCUGCAGCGCCCUCUACAGCAAAAGAGUCAUACACAAAGGCCGACAGAGCACUGACGCCCUUAGAAACCACAAUAGCCAAAUCCGUAGCAACAAGUAAACCGUCUUCAGCAAUUUCUACACAAAUUACGAAAACAAACCAAAUGAUAUUAACAAAUAUGCCCUUAAAGGCGACACAUCUGCAGAAGACAACGAAACCUUUUAUUGGUGACGUUCGAACUACAAAUCUAGCUGAGAAAGCUGUGAAACCUGAUAAAUAUUUGGAAGCUGGUAAAUCUGUAUCGACCGUCCCAACAGCGUUGAAAUCGGAAAAGUUGAACAACACGCUAGCUGAAUUCAGUUUAAAGCGUGCACAGACAAAAAUAAAAAAUAUAAUACAAUCUAGGAUAAAUGGUAAAGAUAUAAUUAAACCUAAUUCAAACCAACAGCAUGUAGAAUUUGCUAAAACAAUUCAAACAACUGAUAAUAUGUUAUAUCAUGAUUUGUCAUACACAGAAAAAAGCACAGCUGAAAACGUGAGGACAAAUAGUUAUGUUCUGCGGAAGGUUGACACAACAGGGACAACGAACCACGUACCAAACACAAUCAACAAAGUAAAAACAGAUAUCAUAGUACAGAACACAAUCGACAAAGUGAGCAAAAACAUAAAAGUACCCAGUUCAUUCGACGAAGUAAGGACACACAACUAUGUAACAAGCAUGGUAUUUGAACCGAAGACAAACAGCAAGGAACAAGGAACCGCGGAAAAAACGAGGACAACCAAGGACGCGCCAAUAUCUCUCGACAAAGCGAGGACAAACCAGGACGCGCCAAGAUCCCUUGACAUGGCGAGGACAAUCAAUGAGUUAAAUAUCACACCCGGAAACGUCAAGGAAAAGAGAGACAACCAUGUAUUGAACAUUGUCGAUAUUGUGAGAACAACCAACCAGGAACCUAGAACACUCGGUGACAAAAUUGGACAAAAUUACAAAACACCACGCAAACUCGACAACGUUGGUGAAGAACCAAAACACAAAACGAAUACAGGUGACGAAGUAAAGACGAACAACCAUACACCAAGUACGAUCGGGAGUAUGAGAGCAAUUGACCAAGUACCGAAUAUUGUUGAUCCAUCGAGAAUUAAUUACACCGAUCAGAGAAGUGUUGAUAAAGUCAGACGAAAUCAUUCCUCGGUGGAUAUAGUCUACAUACCGAAAAUGAGUGAACCUGAACAAACUACAGCCAAUACACUUACUAUAAUUCAGAAUGGUGUCGAUAUGGUGAGAACACAUUACAGCGGACCAAAAAUUGUUGAUAAUGUAAAAACAAUCCCCAAGGAAAUAAGACCAGUAAACUUCCAACCAAACAAAGUGAUUACAAUGAGGACAAACAACCCCCAACCAAGUACAGCGGACAAAAACGUAACAAACAACCGCAAACCAAGCACAGCUGACAAAAACGUAAGAAACAACCGCAGAUCAAGCACAGCUGAUAAAAACGUAACAAACAACCGCAGACCAAGCACAGUGAUCACAAUGAGGACAAACAAACCCAAACCGAGCAAAACUGACACAAUUGGAACGUAUAACCUCUACCCAGCUCACAUUUAUACUAUGAGAUCAAGCAACCCCAAACCAAGAACAAUCGUCAAAAUGAGGACAAAAAACCCUCAACCAAGCACAGUCGACAAAAUGAUGAAAAACAUCCCCGUACUAAGCAAAGCCAGCACAAAAAGGAAAAACAAUCCCCAAUCAUGGACACUUGACACAAUGUCGACAAACCCAGCUGAACAAAGUGCAGUCCAUAGACUUGGUACUCAUUACCAAACACACAAUAAUGUAGACACAAUGAGAACGCAGUUUUACGAGCCACAUGAUGUCACCAAUAGGAGAAACUACCACAUCGUGGCAAUCACAGCCGACGAAAUGACUCCAACCACAACUAAAUCACGAACAGUUGACAGAAGGGGUAACAGUUACCAGGUUACUAGUCAAGACAACGCAGACAGAACGAUUUACCCGGUGUCGAAAACAUUCCACGAACCAAACAUAGUCGAUAAAGUGAGAGCUUAUCAUCAUGUAUCGAGUAAAGUUGACGGAACGACAACAAACAUACACGAGCCUUAUACAGUCGACAUAGAAGGUACAAUUCAUAGCGUUUUAAAUAGACAAGACAAACCAAUAACUCCUUACCAACUUCAAAUAAAGAACACGGGGCCGCAUCACGACAAACCAGGCACAGGUGCCAGCAAAGUGAGAACAAAAUACAACGAACAAAGCACCGUCGGCAAAGGGAGGACAAAUCACGAUGCAAAUGCUUUUAAUGAUUGGAAAACAUUGUUUUCUACUUUAUACCAACAACUGCCAAUCACGGGCAACAAAUUGACAUCAAAACAGUAUCAGCGAGGGUCACAGAACCAGGAAUUAAGUAAUGCUGAUAAAAUGAAUAGUCAUCUAGUCUUUAUUUUAUCGCCCGAGGAGACACACGUUCCGAACAGAGCUGAAAAAGUGAGAACAGAUCACCAUGUUCCAAGCACAGUAAGUAAAAUAAGUACAGAUCAUCACGUACCAGAUAAAGUCGACAAACCAAAGCCGAAUUAUCACACACCAAGUACAGUCAACAAAGUAAAAACAAGUCACAUGAUAUUUAGGACAAAAUAUCACGCAUCAAGUCCAGUCGCUAAAGUUAAUACAAAUCACCCUGUACCAAGCAUUGUCGACAAAACAAGACCAAACUACAAUGUAUCUAGUACGAAAAAAGGACUAAGGACAAAUUUCCAGGAAAGAAGUAUUGCAAAAAACGUAAGAACCAAUUACCAUAGCAGACAACGUACAGUAGACAAAUUAAGGACAACUCGUCACGAACAAAGUCCUCAAGUGUCUUCUUUAUCGCCAAAGGGAACAAUCAAGUCAAAGACGACCGCUGGGGAAGACACUCCUCUCUUACAGACUCUUUCCUCACUCCUAGGCGCCCGUAUAACGGAUACAUUACAUAAAGGUCGUACGACUGGACGAUUUUCUAGCGUUAAUCCGAAGUACUUAUCUAAGCAAAGCGAUACACAGAACAUUAAAAAUACACCAGCAGUACAGAUAGAACCUUCUGGAGAAUCCAAAUAUUCGCUACGCCAAAAGACACCAGACGUACAGACAGGACUUCCCUCUGGAGAUCUAAAUGUCCCGGUGGAGCAACAAACACCGGUUUUCCGGAAUACCAGGAAAGAAACGGAACAACGUGACUUUCCUGGGAUAUCCAGAACCUUACCUCCCAUGUACGGAAACCAAAAUUCUGCUAGGAAAGAUCACAUAUCAGGAAUUAUUGCCUCUAACUCACACCGGAGAGGAACAAAAAUUGGCGGCGAGGAUAGUGAUGAAAACGACGAGAAUGAUGGAGAAAAUGAAUCCUAUGAGUUUGAUGACUGA
Messenger RNA from Pecten maximus, 8673 nucleotides. Its product is annotated as mucin-3A-like. Bases 1 to 8673 code for a protein of 2890 amino acids. The transcript is spliced from 5 exons. The record is from RefSeq and is a predicted model, not a curated record. Lineage: Eukaryota; Metazoa; Mollusca; Bivalvia; Pectinida; Pectinidae.